AUGUCUGACUACAUUUGGUCUAUACCUGCCAUAAGGUAUAAAAAAGAAGUCAGAGAAGAGAUUCGCAAUAAGUUUCUGGUAAGAGAAGAAGACACAAUCAUUCUGACUUACCCCAAGUCAGGUAAGGACCAUCAGUACAAACUGGUUGAGAUUGUCUGCUUGAUUCAGACCAAGGGGGAAGAAUGGAGACAAUCUGUGCCCAUCUGGGACGGCUCACCAUGGGUAGAAAAUGAAAUGGGAUAUCAUAAAUUAAUCAAUAAGGAGGGACCACGAUUCAUCAGCUCCCACCUCUCCCAUCUUUUUCGCAAGUCUAUCUUAACUUCCAAGCCCAAGAUGAUCUAUCUCAUCAGAAAUCCCAGAGAUAUUCUUGUAUCUGGUUAUUUUUUCUGGAGUAAGACAAACCUUAUUAAGAUUCUAGACUCUCGGAACUUUGAAUGGUUCCUCAAAGGAAACAUUCAGUAUCCAAGUGGGUUCCAUAUCCUUGGUUGGAGUAUGAGUCUCUGGGAAAAUUGGAGUUAGCUCUUCUUUGAAGGUCUGAAGAAGGACCCAAGAGGAACUAUAGAGAAGAUCUGUGACUUCCUAGGAAAGAAAUUAGAGACAGAUGAGCUGGAUCUGGUUCUCAAGCACAGCUCCUUCCAAGCCAUGAAAGAAAACAGCAUGUCCAAUUAUAGUCUCAUCCCAGAAGAUAUAAUUACUAAUGAUUUGAAGCUCAUGAGAAAAGGCACAACUGUGGACUGGAAGAAUCACUUCACCAUAGCCCAAACUGAAGCCUUCAAUAAAGUAUACCAAGAGAAGAUGGCCAGUUUCCCUCUGGGACUCUUCCCAUGGAAAUAA
Molecule: messenger RNA, 834 nt
Organism: Psammomys obesus (fat sand rat)
Lineage: Eukaryota; Metazoa; Chordata; Mammalia; Rodentia; Muridae
Gene: Sult2a1
Product: sulfotransferase family 2A member 1
Biological process (GO): sulfation
Cellular component (GO): cytoplasm
Molecular function (GO): sulfotransferase activity
Source: RefSeq, a predicted model, not a curated record